This is a messenger RNA of Lotus japonicus, 582 nucleotides long. RefSeq lists its product as uncharacterized. Lineage: Eukaryota; Viridiplantae; Streptophyta; Magnoliopsida; Fabales; Fabaceae. The record is from RefSeq and is a predicted model, not a curated record. The transcript has 3 exons. The coding region runs from base 1 to 582 and encodes 193 amino acids.
AUGGCUUUUUCUACAAGAUUGGCCACCCUCAUAAGCUCCAUUGCUUUUUCAACGUAUUUCUUUAUCGUCAUUUUCCAAAUUCCCAUUUUUAGGGUUCCAUGUAGAAUGGGAAUAUGUAAGACACCAUUAGAAGUGACAUCUUCUCAGUUAAUUGCAAGUGAGGUCUUCCCUCUUUUCAUAGUGAAGACUCUUCUCUACCCUGGUGCUUUUGCAAAGGCAAUUUGCAAGCAGAAAAGCAUCCCAACCUAUGCAAAUUUGCUCAAGUUGCAUAAUUUUAGGGCAAGAGCUAUGUCUGCCACAUCUGAUCUCCAACACCUUGAGGUUCUGGCUGGAAGCUAUUUGGCUGUGGGAGGAGCAAUAGCAGGUUUGAUAAAACCGGGGAGAAUGAGCCUUUUUGGAAUACUACUUCUGAUGUGGGGUCUGAUUAUGGGAAAAUCUGGUUUCAGUCAUGAUACAGGUAUCCAUAUCUAUCCAGCAAUGUAUGUUGUGCUACUCUCAGCAUUCUUCUCCAUUAGGAGGGAUGUCAGAAAGAUAAUCCGUAGCUUCAACCUAAAGCACAUUGUGAAGGUAAAACGCUUCUAA